UCCGUUUUCGACCGCGAUAAAUUCCAUCAGAUAAUCGGUGCAAAUACGCAUCGAAAAUGACUUCGUCUGGAGAAUUCGAGAGAAGAUAAAUCGACUAUUUCCGGUGCUCUUUCUUAUCGUUCCGGAUGUCGAGUGGAGAUACAUAAGUCUUGUCGCACGGGCGACUUCGUCGAAAUAGCGUGACGAUUUAAGGCAAUAGCAAAUGAUCCGGAGUCGCCAAGAGCGCGAUUUUCUAUCAAGAAGUGACUAAGAUGAAUAGAAUGUGACGGUCCGGGACCAGAAUUUACUUGAGAGGAAAAUCGUAUCGAAGUCACACGGACCGUGAUGUUGAUGAGAAUGGCCGCGGCAAACGCAGCGAAAUAGAGAGUUGGAAGAGAGCGAAAAAAUACACGAGAAAAGCAUUCGUCCGCAUGAUUGCUCGACGUGUGACGUCAAUGAACUGAAUAGUGAGCCGAUAAUCAGUGUGAUAACUUCACGCUACGUCGAUACAUUAUCAGUAGACAAUACGUGCAAACGGAACGACGAAGACAGGCAUUGCUGGAGAAUCGCGCGUUCAAGAAGCUCGGCCGCCAACGUAAUCUAAUCGGGACCGACUGUCAGACUGCCAUUAUGCCAGCUAUGCAGCCAUGAGUCGAACAUCUUUGAGCAUGAGACCCGCGCGACGGACGAAGUUAUUUCCUACGCGAACAAUGACGAGUCUGUUAACGUUGCUGGUGUUCGUAACGACGUUUUCGAAUGUAUUACCGGAAUCGGCAAUAAAUCCGAUAGGUAGUAUCGUCGGCUCAGGAUCAGGAGUUUCAUCCUCGUCCGGCAGUUCCUCAUCCUCGUCGUCAUCGGUGAUCGGCGUGGUAUCCGACAGUUCCAGUCCUAACGGCAAUGGGGUUGGUGGUGUUGGAAACGGUAACGGUGUUGGAGGUGUCAGCGGUAAUGUCGGUGGUAGCCAUUCCGUUAUAAAUGGAGGAGGUGGUGGGCAUUCCGGCAUCGGAGGCGGUAACGGGAAGGGUCGAUGCGAAGAGAUCACAAUUCCUAUGUGCCGCGGUAUCGGCUACAAUCUUACCGCCAUGCCGAAUGAAUUGAAUCAUGACACGCAGGAUGAGGCCGGCUUGGAAGUGCACCAGUUUUGGCCGUUGGUAGAGAUCAAAUGUUCAGCGGAUCUCAAAUUCUUCUUGUGCUCUAUGUAUGCACCGAUCUGCCUACCGGAGUAUACGAAACCACUGCCAGCAUGUCGCAGCGUGUGCGAGCGAGCGCGAACAGGUUGCGCGCCCUUGAUGCAACAAUACGGCUUCUCGUGGCCGGAGAGAAUGGCAUGCGAGCGUCUGCCGUAUCAUGGUGACCCGGAGAACCUGUGCAUGGAACAGGAUAAUCACACCAGCACUAGCACAGGUCCUGGUAGUAACGGCGGCGCAGUGAGCAGCGGUGUCCCAGGACCACCAGGCCCGCCAGCGCGGCCCACACGGCCCAGCAAGACUUCGCAACCGGCCCGCUGUAAGCCGGGCAAGAAUCAAAAAAACUGCCAGCACCCCCCGGGGGAGAGGACGAGGGAUUGCGCGUGCAGAUGCAGAGCGCCCCUCGUGCCCCUGGGGGCGGGUGGUUCGGGGAUAUCAGGACCGAUAAACGCCGUCAGCAGCAGCGUCAUCGGGACCGGCAACACCGGGGCCAACGCGGGGGCUGGUCUGGCCGGCAUGGCCGUAAGUGGGAUAAUGCCGGCGCCAGCACCGCCAUCGAUGGGAGGUAUCGGCCGAAGUAUCAUCCAGGAGAUCGCGGGGGUGCAGAACUGUGCUCUACCAUGCCGCGGCGCGUUCCUCACCAACGAAGAACGCGAGUUCGCGGCCGUAUGGCUGGCUCUUUGGAGCGGUCUGUGCGCCGCCAGCACUCUCGUGACCGUCAUCACAUUCUUAAUCGACACCCAGCGUUUCAAAUAUCCUGAGCGACCGAUCGUCUUCCUGUCAGCCUGCUAUUUCGUCGUAUCCUUGGGAUACUUAUCGCGCAGCGUGUUUGGACACGAAGAAAUCGCCUGCGACGGUCCGGCUUUGAAAUCGGGCGCUCAGGGUCCAGGCGCCUGUGUCACCGUUUUCCUCCUGAUUUACUUCUUUGGUAUGGCUUCAUCAGUGUGGUGGGUGAUCCUGGCGUUUACAUGGUUCCUCGCGGCAGGUUUGAAGUGGGGCAACGAGGCGAUAGCAUCGUAUUCGCAAUAUUUCCAUCUAGUGGCGUGGCUGGCCCCAACUGUACAAACGGUUUGGGCGUAUGUCGCAGGUGGCGUCGCCGGUGAUCCGGUGGCAGGGGUUUGUACAGUCGCUCCCGAGGGGGUGCGCAAUUUCAUCCUAGCACCUCUAUUCGUCUACCUUCUGCUGGGCACGACUUUUCUUCUGGCUGGUUUCGUGAGCCUCUUCCGAAUUCGAUCGGUGAUCAAACGUCAACCUGGAGCCAAGGCGGACAAAUUGGAAAAACUGAUGAUACGGAUCGGCGUGUUUAGCGUUCUCUAUACAUUACCAGCCAGCGUGGUGUUAGGCUGUCAUAUGUACGAGUCAGCUCUACGGGAUGAGUGGCUCAGUUCUCUGGCGUGUCCUUGUCAUCCACGGACAAGACCGUUAUACUCCAUCCUAAUGCUGAAAUAUUUCAUGGCUCUCGCAGUCGGCAUUACCUCAGGAGUCUGGAUCUGGAGUGGCAAGACGGUCGAUUCUUGGAAACGACUAUGGAGGCGUUUGUUCGGCGGUGAUCGCAGUCACAUGAGCGCCGGUGCCGGGAUGGUAGCCGGUGUAACCGGCGUCGGCAGCGGUAUCGGCAGCAGUAUUGGUAUCAAAGGUGUCGUGGGUCGGGGGAUCGCAAUGCCGUACCCAUCAGCGCCAGGUCCGGGCAGCGCUCUGUUACCCCCAGGAAGCAUCGCCAGUGCGUCCCAACAUCAUCUACAUCACCAUGUACUCAAGCAACCCCCGCUUUCACACGUAUGACGUCACCAGUCUGCGGGGGGCGACAUGAAUACCGCUGGAUGCGUCGAGUCACAGCAGCAAGAGAGGCCUUCCGCCCUCAGCAAUUACGGGCCCAUCUAGCCCUUCGCCUCGGCCUCGCGCAGGCACAACGCGACGCCGCACCCGGCACCGCAUACGGCGCCACAUACGCCCCAUUCGGCGGCGACCAUCUACUCCAGGAGGUCACUCGCGUCCACAACGGGGCCGCUGACGCCGGCGCAUGGCAUCGCGCCCUCCUACACGCAAGCUACCGAAGUAUGAAAGGUAUCACUCAUGGAGGUGCACAUAAGAUUGAACGAUUCAGCGGCCUGGCGUUAGUGCCAACGAGCGCAUACUUUGCGCGAUGGACAAUGAGCGGCCGCGGUGCUUCUUGAUUACCCGAUAUACGUAUUAGCCUGUACGUGUCUUCUUCCGCGGGAAUCUCAAGGAAUCUUCUCUCCAGUUCGGAUCAUCGACGAUUUCUUCGGCGCCUUCAUCUUGCCAGUUGAGUCAAAGAAACUGUCCUAUGAAAGGAUGAAUCUUGAUCGAUGGAACGAAGCGAUGCAUUUUGAUAUUAUCGGUAGAGAGGAUCACUCGAGUGUCGCGGUAUAGUGAGAUUGUGAUUAGAAAAAAGAUUCAAUGAGUGUGGUACGCAAGAAUGUAUGUGCGUGCAUACGAUAAACGGUGAACGAUGCCGAUUGAUUUCUCUAUCUUUAUCCAUAUCUAUCUGUCUCUCUCUAAUCUUUCUUACAUUCUUGUAAGACGGUGCUCGUAAAGCCCGUCACCGUGUCCGUCUAACGUGUAUCGUCUCGUCUAUUUAUCUAAUCUAGCCAUUAAAGAGCCAUGUUAGGGGAUGCACACACGGAUGCGAUGCGUAUGCGAAAAAAGCGGCAGCCUACUUUUUUUCCUUUCCUUUCCCAGAAGAGAGAAAAACUGCCAUGAUCUCUCGAUAUCGCGUGCUGAAAGCUAUCUCUCUUUCCGGGAGAUAUCUCUCUACUUGUACUAAUUCUUUAUCACUGCCACCCUUCGCGAUCGAAGGGUCGCGAAAUUUUGAAAGUAGUUUCAACCGAAAGUAGGCCGCCACCGCAAUAGAUGCAAUGAAG
This is a messenger RNA of Mycetomoellerius zeteki, 4048 nucleotides long. RefSeq names its product frizzled 2 (gene fz2). Gene Ontology annotation, cellular component: plasma membrane. The transcript has 2 exons. Lineage: Eukaryota; Metazoa; Arthropoda; Insecta; Hymenoptera; Formicidae. Gene Ontology annotation, molecular function: Wnt-protein binding; Wnt receptor activity. The record is from RefSeq and is a predicted model, not a curated record. The coding region runs from base 627 to 2948 and encodes 773 amino acids. Gene Ontology annotation, biological process: canonical Wnt signaling pathway; non-canonical Wnt signaling pathway.